This is a messenger RNA of Oppiella nova, 954 nucleotides long. NCBI's taxonomy places the organism in Eukaryota, Metazoa, Arthropoda, Arachnida, Sarcoptiformes, Oppiidae. The record is from the annotation of a GenBank genome assembly.
AUGGGUAUCAAAGCCUAUAACGACGAGUGCCGGAAGAUUGUGAUGAGAUAUGCGGGUGAGUGGCGGACAGUCGUCACCCGAAUGGGCCGUUGGAUUGACUUCGACAACGACUACAAGACACUGUACCCGACAUACAUGGAGUCCGUGUGGUGGGUGUUCCGGGAGCUCCAUAAUAAGGGUUUGGUGUAUAAGGGCGUGAAAGUGAUGCCCUACUCGAGCGCCUGCAACACUCCGCUCUCUAACUUCGAGUCCGGACAGAACUAUAAGGAAGUGGUGGACCCGGCGGUCAUAGUGUCGUUCCCGUUGGACGAGACGCCCGAUGUUUCACUCAUUGCGUGGACGACCACACCGUGGACUCUGCCGUCCAAUCUGUCGCUCUGUGUCCACCCGGAUAUGGAUUACGUGAAAGUGAGGGACCGGAAGCUCAACGCCUUAUUUGUGUUAAUGGAGGCCCGACUCGAGUCGCUGUACAAAAAGGCCGACGAGUAUGAAGUGUUGGACAGGUUUAAGGGCAAGACUUUGGACCAUAAGGGGUAUCAGCCGUUGUUUCCCUACUUUGCGCACCGAAAAGCUAACGGCGCGUUCAUUGUAUGCUGCGAUACAUACGUUACAGCCGAUAGCGGAACGGGUGUCGUUCAGUGCGCCCCCUAUUUCGGUGAAGACGACUACCGCGUGGCCCUAAAUAACGGUGUGAUUCGCAGGGAUGGAGAUAUAGUCUGUCCACUCGAUGCCAACUGUAAGUUUGUGGAGCCGGUGACAGACUUUGUGGGACAGUAUGUGAAAGACACCGACAAAGAGAUCAUCAAACGCUUGAAAUCGGCGGGACGUCUGGUGAACAGCAGUUCCGUUAAACACAGUUAUCCUUACUGUUGGAGAUCGGAAACUCCACUGAUCUAUAGGGCCGUCCCCUCGUGGUUCGUACGGGUGGAGCAAAUGUCUCAGGCAUUACUCGAC